This is a messenger RNA of Hyphopichia burtonii NRRL Y-1933, 349 nucleotides long. RefSeq lists its product as uncharacterized. NCBI's taxonomy places the organism in Eukaryota, Fungi, Ascomycota, Pichiomycetes, Serinales, Debaryomycetaceae. The coding region runs from base 116 to 313 and encodes 65 amino acids. The record is from RefSeq and is a predicted model, not a curated record. The transcript has a single exon.
AUAUACUAGAUCUUUGUCAUCCUGUUCUUCAAUGGACUAUAAUACUUGUAGAGCUUUUCAGUGUCGGUAACUACCCCUUGAUUAUUCGAGACCCUGCUAUUCUUUGCAACGCAUCAUGAUCUUACCUUGCGGACUAGAUUUGUUGCCCUCAAACUUCAAACAAGUAUGCCUUUGUUUCAAUGAAUUUCUCGAAGUCUUUCGCCAUUUUUUUUUCUGCUUCGAGCGAAUUGGAUAUUUUUGGCACGCAGCAGCCGUCAAAGGACAACAACAAUCGAUUGAAAAAAUCAGGUCUUCUCGACCCAAAAGCUUCUAGUGUCUUGCCAUUUUUUUUAAAAAAACUUUAUUUGUU